Molecule: messenger RNA, 697 nt
Organism: Aspergillus ibericus CBS 121593
Lineage: Eukaryota; Fungi; Ascomycota; Eurotiomycetes; Eurotiales; Aspergillaceae
Exons: 3
Coding region: 89-286 (65 amino acids)
Source: RefSeq, a predicted model, not a curated record
CUUGGCCAGCACUUCACUCCACGCCGCACCAUUGCUAGCUCGAACUUCCGACAUUGAAUUCUCCAACUACCACUAGUGAAUCGGCAUCAUGAGUCGGAAUUGGGUUCCUGCGCUUAUGGCCAUUGGCAUGGGGGUUUGGACUGGAUACUAUAGCUUCCAGCCUGCGUUGAGAGACCUACAAUCCGGGAAGGAGAGCAAUACUCAGACUCAGCAGUCGCCUGAUCAAAAGAUCGCCCAGCCGUCCGCACCCAGUUCGAAUGGCGAUUCAAGCAAACCGGCAGCAUAGCUUAACGAAACAUAUCCCUUCGUGAGUGCUUAUAGAUUGGAGCUGAAGGAUGCGGUUUGGUCUGCGUUCGCCGCGACGCCGCUGCUUGGUGGUACUCUGCUGAGACACCAGAAAGCACCUGUCCAUCCGGAGGUCCGAUAUCGUACGGAAUGCGAAAACUCCGUGGCAUAACGGCAUAGAAGUAUUGGUAGAGGCCCGCGCUGGUCACAUCAGUGACAGCCUGUUGUGGCUGGAUAAGCUAAGAGAUUCGAAAUUCACCCAGACUAUAUGGGUAUGGCGCGACUGUAUAUAUACGAGCCUUCACACCACAUGUGGGCAAAAAGCUCAGGGUCAUCUACUGUCAACUUCAGGACAUGGCUGAUCCCUACUCCUCGAGACUCAUUGGAAUCAUUAGAUUAACUGAAAUUGUAC